This is a messenger RNA of Paramecium octaurelia, 861 nucleotides long. NCBI's taxonomy places the organism in Eukaryota, Ciliophora, Oligohymenophorea, Peniculida, Parameciidae. The record is from the annotation of a GenBank genome assembly.
AUGAAAAUUAAGCUUUUAUUUAUUUUGAUGGGGAUGGUUAUAAUGUAUAUGAUAUUAUCUCAGAAUAAGUUGUUGGCAAAGGAUAAAUUACUCAGGAUGUAAAAUAUUUCUAUCAAAUAUACCCAUAGUAUUAUUUAUCAUUAUUAGUAGAACCUUAUGUUUCCUUGAUCCAGAAGAUGUGAAAGUUAAAUUGCUUGAUCUUAAGACUCUUUAACUUUGUAAAAUAUUUGUUUUUGCGCUAAAAUAUUGCUACAUAAAAAAGUGAUAAGUAAGCAAAAAAAGCAUUAGCCUAAAGUAAGUAAUUAAUAUAUUAAUAGAAUUUCUCAUGAUGGUAUUAGAAAGAAAGUAAAAAUAAUAGUAAUAAUGUUCGAUAUCUCAUUUCCCAAGAUUAAGAAAACCACUAUUCGAAAAUAGUGUCUGCCACUUUGCUAUUAGAAUCCUCCUCUCUAAACUACAGGGAUGAAAUUUAAUUUGAUCUCAACCCUGUUUUUGAAUAUCACUAUCCAAUAUAACUAAUAAUGAAGAAUUGUAUAAUUGGGAGGUUGACGAAGAAACGUUAGUUAUUUAUGGAUAAGACUUUGAAGUUGGAUAGAUAGAAAUCUUAUUAAUUAAACCACAUCUAAUCUAAAAUGCAUUCUAAAUUAUUCAUUUUAAGAUAAACAUACCUUUCACAUUAAUAAACGUUACUAACUGGAUACAUCAACAUUUAAUUGCUUUAUGGGUCAAUAAUAAUGAUGGUCUUUCGAAGCCAACCAUUUUUACAAUUGAUAUAAGAUCUUAUUAUAAUGGUAAAGAAUGGCUACCUGAACCAGAAUGUAUUCCAACUAAAGUAAAUUUCUCAAUUAUGCAUUUCUUAGGUGA